This is a messenger RNA of Labrus bergylta (ballan wrasse), 1436 nucleotides long. NCBI's taxonomy places the organism in Eukaryota, Metazoa, Chordata, Actinopteri, Labriformes, Labridae. The record is from RefSeq and is a predicted model, not a curated record.
UGUGUAUCUCAUCGUGCUCCAGAGUGGCUUUGUUUAAUCGUUUGCGCUCUCAGACGGUCAGCACGCGUUACCUCUCAGUGGACAGAGGAGCCUUCAUAGCCAGCGCCAGACACUGGAGCGCCUUCACCAUCACCCUGGUGGAGGACCGGCGUGCCAGCCAUGGGGACUUUGUGCUGACUGAAGGUUUCAUCUGUUACGGCUGUGUGGUCCAGUUAGUGUGCACGGAGUCCGGAGUAACUCUGCCACCGAUGGUGAUCCGUAAAGUCAACAAGCAGCACGCCAUCCUGGACGUGGACGAGCCGGUUUCUCAGCUUCAUAAGUGCGCCUUCCAGUUCAGAGACGAUCCACAGUCCUUCCUGUGUUUAUCCAACGACGCCAUCAUACAGUACCAGGCCCCGUCCAGCGUCAGAGACCCGAGCAGAGUGGUGCUGAACGACGGAUCCUGUUGGACCAUCAUCGGGGUGGAAGUAGUGGAGUACACCUUUAACCAGGGUUUGGCGUGCAUCCAGACGCCUGUUACUCCUUUCCCUGUGAUCACUGGUUUAGAGGUGAAUGGUGGAGGACACGUUGCCAUGCUGGAGAUUGAAGGAGAAAACUUCAGCCCUCACCUUAAAGUCUGGUUCGGUAACAGCGAGGCGGAAACCAUGUUCAAGUCUCCUAAGUCUCUGCUCUGCGUCGUUCCUGACGUCUCCAUGUUCACCGACGUCUGGUGCUCUCUGCGACGCAUCAUCACCGUCCCGCUGUCUCUCCUCCGAUUGGACGGCCUGAUUUAUCGCACGCACUUCAGCUUCACCUUCACCCCGGAGCUGCAGCCGCCGCACUCUGUCCGAGGAGCAGCGGGAGGAGGGAGGAGAGAUGACGGGGUGGAGGGAGGAGCGGAGGACGACGUCCUGUUGGAGACAAUCCACCAGGAGUUCACCAGAGCCAACUUCCACCUCUUCAUGCAGACGUAGCUCACCUGAUGGAGGCGAAUUAAGAAAAAAAAAGACACCAGAACAGCUCGACAUGUAAGCAGGAGACGCCAACAGAAAGUGGAAUCUGUGCGGUGUCGUCCUGUUUGGUGAAUCAGGAUGUUUUUUUAACUCAUCACAUUUCAAGUAUAUCCGACGCUAAAGCCCCAUGAUCCUUAGUGUUUCCUGUUAACAUUCAUCAAUAUGCAAGUAGUAUUCAUUUGACUUUUUGAUCCAGUAGUUGUCGCCCUUGAGCUCCAGCAUAAAACCAAAACAAACUGCUGUUAGGCCACGCCUCCUCCAUCCUGAAGCCUCCGCCCUCCACCAGCGACACACCUCCAACCCCCCUCCACUCGAGUUCGUACAAAGGAGUUUUAGCACAACCGGCGGACAAGAUUGUCCUUUGCUUUAGCUGCAAUCACCUGUGUCCUGCAUUGUUGUGUUAGCAUGCUAAUUUUAGCGCUCUUUAGUUAGCUCGUAGCUUCA